Messenger RNA from Aspergillus sclerotioniger CBS 115572, 3900 nucleotides. RefSeq lists its product as uncharacterized. The coding region runs from base 1 to 3900 and encodes 1299 amino acids. The record is from RefSeq and is a predicted model, not a curated record. Gene Ontology annotation, cellular component: chromatin; SMC loading complex. Gene Ontology annotation, biological process: mitotic sister chromatid cohesion; maintenance of mitotic sister chromatid cohesion. Gene Ontology annotation, molecular function: double-stranded DNA binding; protein binding. The transcript is spliced from 7 exons. Lineage: Eukaryota; Fungi; Ascomycota; Eurotiomycetes; Eurotiales; Aspergillaceae.
AUGAAGCCCGAUCUGCCAGUCGAUAUGGGACUUAGUUUCCGCCGGGCCGGGGAAAGGUUGAGAUCCAUCGCCAAGAUGAACCGCUGGACGAAAAGCCAAUUGGAAGGAAAGGCUGGAGAAACGGACAGCGACAGGAAUUGCUAUCUCCUUGCGCUACCAACAGAGCUGCUUCUCGAGAUCAUUUCUCAUUUGUCUGUGUUGCCCGAGGCAUGUCUGGCGUUGACCUGUAAACGGCUCUAUUCGAUAUGCGGACCUAUCCUGGGAGCCGAAACCCUCCAUUUCAGUCGAGACUUUGCGCCAUUAUUCCACCAUUAUCGAAAUACACACAACUUCGUCACCCCACGUUGGCAGUUCAUAAACUUGCUAGAGGACAACAGGUGGCGGGCUUGUUCUCGAUGUUUGAAGCUCCAUCCACGGAACUCAUUCCCCGUGCGAGAGCUGAAAGGAAAGCCGGAGGAGAGGUCGUGUAACCUAGGAAGCUCGGCGGGCAUAGUAGACUUAUGUCCCUGCAAGAAGUUGACUUUCCAUGACAAGAUGGAGUUGGUUAAACUUCUGAAGACACGCGAGAGAUCGAUGACGGCCCUGGCGAUGCAAUUCGGCGCCAGUAUAAAGCAGCAGCGCUUCUGCUGGCAUAAUUGCACUGAGAACUAUGGAUCAACGCAGCUGGAUAUAGAGAUCUAUCCUGAAUUGGAUGAAGAGGGCCAGUUGAAGAUCAAGACAGAGUACCGCUUGCGGACAGGUUCUGGCCAGCUCGGUAGGGAAGAGCACAUGACGCCACGUUUUGGUUGUGCCCAUCGAUCCGUCGACCUGUGGCUUUCCAGUGUCUGCCAAACUACCCUCUGUCGGCUAUAUGACAGUCACUGCGCAUCUUGCAAUCGAAUAUCGAUAUGCAAUACGUGCAAUGCCUCGUUGAGGUGUCCUCGCAAACAACCAAGUCAGCUGGACGAGGAGACGGGGCAAGCAACGUACCAUUUUUGGACGGAACGGUGCCUUGGAGGCUCUGGGCCUGUCCCCGAUCAGACGUGGGCAGCGCAACGGAUCCAUCCUGCGGAGAAUUUAAUAGAUGUCGCCAACUGCAGUGAGCUCUGCCCGUGGACGAUCCGGGAACAUCCAGCCCUUGAAGAGGCGCCAGCGUUGGAGAUGAAUAUUCUCGAUCCCGCCAUACAAGAUCAGUCGAUGAAUCAGUUGUAUUCCUCGAUCAACGGUAGAGCGCAGCGGAUUGAUGAGCAUUGUCUGCGUUCUGGGGCGAUGAGCUACCCACCACCCCAUAACGGCCAAUAUCCUUCGCAGUACUUGCAGCAACCCCCCAAUCUGCCGCAUCACCAGCAGACCAUCCACCCGCAGCAGCUACUGUACAACGGCAAUGUCAACACGAGCGCUUCGCCAUAUCAAUAUGGGAAGCCGGUGGUUUAUCCCCAGGUCAUGAUUCCGGCGUAUCCUGCUUACGCGCAGACAUACAACCCCCAGCAGCAGCAGCAACCACCUGCACCUCCACCCCAGCAGCCGCAACAGCAAUAUGUGAAUCCGUCCGAUCUGUUCAACCCACCGCCUCUUGCUUCAGCUUCGCCUCCCCAGUUCACUAAUAGUCCGUCCCAAUAUGCUGCACAACCAGCCGUGUCUGUUGCAGGCAACAGUCGCUCCCCCGUCCUCCCUACUUCGUCUACCCCCGCUCAAUCAACGUACUACGCCGCUCCCAGUCCGAAUCAAGGGAAUCAACCUAACAAUACAUACACUCCACCGACAUCUACCACGCCAACAGUUCAUGUGCCACCUGCUGCUGCCUCUCCAGUUCCUGCCCCGGCUGCGAAACCGAUUGCUGCUAAGCUUGUUGCCGCUAAGCCCGUCGUCGCCAAACCUGUCGUCGCUAAACCCAUCGUUCAAACUCCUCCAGCGCCAUCCCCCAAGCCCGUCCAGGUGUUGAUCCCAGCUCCCACCCCGGACGUACAGCAGAAGACGCAGCGUCAGCCUCCUAAGAAACAGGCGCAGCGUCAAACCGGCCAAAAACCCACUCAAAAGUCAACAGGCUCGCCGAUUGACUAUCAAGUGUUGCUGUUGGCUAUGGCUGAUGAGUAUCUGAAUGCAGCUCACAGCCAUGGGACCCUGGUGGCGUUGUUGAGGCGGGAGAUGGAAAUGGAUGAAUAUUACAAAUUAGUUGCAACGGGCCUUGGCUGCUUGGAAGCCGUUCUCAAGAAUUGGAGACUACAGCCUCGGGUCGAAGCUCUUGUCCGAUUACGAUAUGCCCGGAUAUUAUUCGAGGAAACGGAUAAUGACCUUGAAGCGGAGACAGCAUUGAGCAAAGGUAAUCGAAUGCUGGAUUUGAAAUAUAGUAUGCAACAUCUUUUGGCGCGAAUGCUGUAUAAAACCAACCCGAAGGCCUCAUUGAAAGCUGUCGAUGGGAUGAUUCAAGACGUCGAAGCAUAUCGCCACUCCGCGUGGGAGUAUGCUUUUCGUUUUCUUCGGGUGUCUCUUUCCCUAUCCUCAUCAGCCCAUCAAGAUUCAGUGUCGGCACUACAACAUCUCCAAAAAAUCGCCACUAUGGCCAGCCGCAACGGUGACAAGGCUGUUUCAGCUAUGUCUGCGAUAAUCGAAGCUCUCGCACAUCUUCAGCAAGGAUCUGGUUUCGACUCGAUCGAGCAAGCUCAGCGUGCAGUAGCGAUGGCACGGAGUCACCAACUCAAUGACGAGCUUCGUCAUAUCCCACAGCUCACGACCUUGAUCCAGAUUGUCGACAUAUGCUGUAGUCUGCUUGACUAUGAUACCAACCAGUCGUCUCAGAAGCUCAAAGUCAUGCAAGACCUGAUGGAUGAAAGGCUGAAUGACUCAAAUUGGCGGGGUGAUGGGUCAUUCUCAAUCCCCUUGAAUGGCAAGUCGGCUGGGCCGUCUUCCAUCGACACCGGGGACAUCCUUCAGGUCCAGAGCGGCACGCUACUGCUAAGCUUUAACUGGCUACCUCAGCACGACCUCUACGCACUUUGUUAUUUCCUGAGUUCUAUAACUCUGAGUUGCACGAACUCCUAUGAUGGACGCAAGGCAGAGAAGUUCCUGCAGGAGGGCACGCGAAGUUUCAAGGCGCCCCAAGAGAUCACCGAAUCGGCGGUCAAUGCGAAUAGGCGAGUUCAGUGGCGGAAGACUCUCUAUUGCAACCUACUUGUCCAGCAAGUGUUCCUUGCCUGCGGUCGCACGGACUGGGAGCUGGCCAGCAAGACGUUAAGAGAACUUCGACACGAAGCCCAAGAGCUUGGCGACCAGCUUCCCGAUACAAUCGAAUGCCUAAUGGAGUACGCUACGGGGGCCAUUGCGCAAGCAACCGGCGACCUCAAUGCAGCCCUGAACGUUUUCCAGUCUCCGCUGCUUUCCCUGUCUACAACCUUCAGCAAGACCGCACGCAACGAUCCACGUCGCGAUAUCGCCAUCCUCGCCUCUCUGAACACCGUCCUCAUCCUUCGCGAUCCUGACCAUCCAUCUCACCCCCACCUGCCCGCCAUCUUAUCCACGGUGGAAUCAUUCUGCACCGGCAGCCCCAACAAGUACAUACAAGCAGCGUACUAUCUCGUCUGCGCCACCGUGCAGACCGAGUCCACGAUCCAGACAAAACAAUACCUCCAACAAGCGCUUCAAUCCGCCACCGCUGUCAGCAACAGUCAAAUUACGUGCAUGACCCUAACCUUCAUGAGCUGGAAAUACUUCCGCGGUGUCGUCGGCGAGCAAGCCGAGAAGAGCGCCCGAGCGGCCCGCGCAAUGGCCAAGAAAGCCAACGAUCGCCUCUGGGUCAGCGUCACCGACGAGAUGCUCGCCGAAACCUUAGAACGACAAGGAAAGAACGAAGAAGCCAAGGGUUUUCGGGAAGAAGGACAUCGUGUAAUGAUGGGAUUGCCGUCGGCAUUGAAAAGGCCUGUUUAA